AUGGGUAAAUCCAUCUGGACCCUGCAGCAACCAGAGAAGGCAGUGACGGAGGGACAUCCUGAAUGUGGCAGUGUCGACUCUUUCUGGGGCUUGAAUGGUGGCUUCCUGCUGAAGGCAGGGUGCGCUGUGGCCUUGAAAGGUGAGGACUCCAUCAGCACACUGGGCAUGAUCCUUGGAGUGGGACUGUCCCUGCUGCUUGUGUCCAUCCUCGGCUACAGCUUAGCCAAGUGGUACCAGCGCGGGUACUGCUGGGACGGGCCUAAUUUUGUCUUCAACUUAUACCAGAUCCGGAACCUGAAAGACUUGGAAGUGGGGCCACCCUUCACCAUCAGUGGCCACAUGAGCAGUCCUGAUGCCGGCUACAUGAAGUUCUCCAAUGAAAGAGUCUGAUGGAGAUGCAUCUAGCCUCUGGAGGU
This is a messenger RNA of Peromyscus eremicus (cactus mouse), 416 nucleotides long. RefSeq names its product small integral membrane protein 35 (gene Smim35). The record is from RefSeq and is a predicted model, not a curated record. The coding region runs from base 1 to 390 and encodes 129 amino acids. Lineage: Eukaryota; Metazoa; Chordata; Mammalia; Rodentia; Cricetidae. The transcript has 4 exons.